UUUUUUUUUUUUUUUUUUUAGAUCUUUUGCUUUGAGGCAGGGUUGAACCAUGUAGGUAAGGCUGACCUCAAACUUGGGAUCCUUUGUCUCUGACUCCUAAGAGCUGGGAUUGUAGGUGUGCACCCAUGCCUGGUUUAGCUAGCUGAGAUCAGUUGAUGAUUGCUCCAACUUUUACACAUGAACACACUCAUUACACUUGCCACUUUAAUUGGCUGAAGAGUAGAUGUGAUAAAGUUUGACUUUCUAUGCAAAUGUGACUUCUUUGUUCAUUUAGGUGAUUUCCAGGUUGGUUUUUUUGUGGUUGUUUUUUGAGAAAGGGUCUCAAUAUGUAGUGGCCUGGAACUCAUUCUGUCGACCACACUGACCUCUGAUGCACAGAGGUCCACCUACAUCUGCCUCCCUAGUGCUGUGAUCAAAAAAUGUAUGCCAUUGCCUUAGUUAGGUUACUGUUGCUGUGGUGAGACACCAUGACCAGAAGCAACUUGAAGAGGAAAGGGGUUAAUUUAGCAUCCACUUCCUUAGUGCAAUCCCUGAAGGAGACCAGGACUGGAACUCAAACAGGGCAGGAACCUAGAGGCAAGCACUGAUGCAGAGGCCAUGGAAGAGUGCUGCUUACUGGUUGCUCUCCGUGACUUGUUCAGCCUCCUUUCUUUUUUUUUUUUUCUUUUUUCUUUCUUUUCGGGGCUGGGGACUGAACCCAGGACCUUGCGCUUCCUAGGCAAGUGCUCUACCACUGAGCCAAAUCCCCAACCCCCAGCCUCCUUUCUUAUAGACCCCAAGACUCCCAGCCCAGGGGUGGCCCCACACACUAUGGGUUGGGUCCUCCCUCAUUAAUUAAGAAAAUGCCACCUGCCAGGUGCAUGGCUUUAAUCCUAGCACUCUGGAGACAGAGGGAAAGGGAGAGGAAGAGGCAGAGGUGGGGGGAGGGAGGGAUAGAAAGAGGGAGGGAGAGACAGACAGACAGACAGAGAUAGACAGACAGAGAGGCAGAGGUGGGUGGAUUUCGAGGCCAGAUUAGUCUACAAAGUAGUUCCAGGACAGCCAGGGCUAAACAGAAAAACCCUGCCUCAAACAAACAAACAAACAAACAAACAAAUAAAAGAGAGACAGACAAACAGAAACACAUACACACAGAAGAAAUUGACCAAGGAGGCAUUUUCUUAAAGUUCUGGUCUCUCAGAUAACUUUAGUUUGUGUCAAGUUGACAUAAAACUAUGCAGCACAGCCAUGAUUUCCAGAGUUUUAUUAUUUAAUGAUACUUCCAUAAAUGUUUUCAAACUAAUAUAUUUUAUUUUUCUUUUUAUAAGUUUUCCGGGUCACAGGCAAUAAACCUGCUAUAAAAAUAGGUUGAACAAAUUUAUAAUUUCUAUUUCAACUGUUUCCUUGAGACUUGGGAACUUUCUUUUAGGUAGCCCCCCCCCCCCCUUUUUUUUUCUUUUUUUUCGGAGCUGGGUACCGAACCCAGGGCCUUGAGCUUGCUAGGCAAAUGCUCUACCACUGAGCUAAAUCCCCAAUCCCUCCCCCUCCUUUUUAAUAGUUUCCUAGUUUCUCAGUCAUUCGGAGGCAGUGUAAGGGCUCCUUUAAAUAGCCAGUUGCUUUCCUUUAGUUGUUCACCGUACUCUUGGAAUGGAAUUAUUUUCUGCUUUUCAUGUUAGUUUACUAGGUGAUUCAGAUGGGUAAGGGAGUCGCUGCCUCUUAGGGUCUUCAGAUAUGAUGUGGAAAGGGAGGAGGUGAUGGUAGUGGGGGGAAAUGGCUGCAGAGGAAGAAAAAUAUCUCCAAAGAAGAGGUACAAAGAAAGUCCUGUAGCAUUCCUCCCGGGGAGGGAGACUGAACAUCCAUCCGGGCAGGGAGCUGCUGUCCCAGAGGUGAUGACAUUUGAACUGGGUCUUGAAGGAUAGCUAGUAUUUCCAUGGGAAUGGGGGAGGGGCAUGACAGGAAGCACUGGGUGAGCGGUUCACACCAGAGGGAAGCUUGAGAUGUAUUUGGAGGGAAUAGGCGUCAGCUCUGAAACAGUCAUCCCAGCAGGUCACAGGAGAUGAAGCUGGAGAGGACCAACCUGGAGGCCUUGCAGAAGAAGCUGGAGGAGCUGGAGCUGGACGAGCAGCAGCGGAAGCGCCUUGAGGCCUUUCUGACGCAGAAGCAGAAGGUGGGAGAGUUGAAGGAUGAUGACUUUGAGAAGAUCAGUGAACUGGGGGCUGGCAAUGGUGGAGUGGUGUUCAAGGUCUCCCACAAGCCAUCUGGCCUGGUUAUGGCUAGGAAGCUAAUUCACCUGGAGAUCAAACCCGCAAUCCGGAACCAGAUCAUCCGGGAGCUGCAGGUGCUGCAUGAGUGCAACUCCCCGUACAUAGUGGGCUUCUACGGGGCCUUCUACAGUGACGGCGAGAUCAGCAUCUGCAUGGAGCACAUGGAUGGUGGGUCCUUGGAUCAAGUGCUGAAGAAAGCUGGAAGAAUUCCUGAGCAAAUUUUAGGAAAAGUCAGCAUCGCUGUGAUAAAAGGCCUGACAUAUCUACGAGAGAAGCACAAGAUUAUGCACAGAGAUGUCAAGCCUUCCAACAUUCUAGUGAACUCACGUGGGGAGAUCAAACUCUGCGAUUUUGGGGUCAGCGGGCAGCUAAUUGACUCCAUGGCCAACUCCUUCGUGGGAACAAGGUCCUACAUGUCGCCUGAGAGACUCCAGGGGACUCACUACUCUGUGCAGUCGGACAUCUGGAGCAUGGGGCUCUCUCUGGUGGAGAUGGCAGUUGGAAGAUACCCCAUUCCUCCUCCUGAUGCCAAGGAGCUGGAGCUGCUGUUUGGAUGCCAGGUGGAAGGAGACGCGGCCGAAACGCCACCCAGGCCAAGGACCCCUGGGAGGCCCCUCAGCUCAUAUGGAAUGGAUAGCCGACCUCCCAUGGCAAUUUUUGAGUUGUUGGAUUACAUCGUCAAUGAGCCUCCUCCAAAACUGCCCAGUGGAGUAUUCAGUCUGGAAUUUCAGGAUUUUGUGAAUAAGUGCUUAAUAAAGAACCCUGCAGAGAGAGCAGAUCUGAAGCAGCUCAUGGUACAUGCUUUCAUCAAGAGAUCUGAUGCCGAGGAGGUAGACUUCGCAGGCUGGCUCUGCUCCACCAUUGGGCUUAACCAGCCCAGCACACCAACCCACGCUGCCAGCAUCUGAGCCUUUGGGAAGCAGCAGAGAGGAAUCCUCUGCCCAGUGGCAUGCCAUGUUGCUUUCAGGCCUCUCCCAUGCUUGUCUAUGUUCAGAUGUGCAUCUCAUCUGUGACAAAGGAUGAAGAACACAGCAUGUGCCAAAUCGUACUUGUGUCAUUUUUAAUAUUGUCUUUAUCGCUAUGGUUACUCCCCUAAGUGGAUUGGCUUUGUGCUUGGGGCUAUUUGUCUGUUCAUCAAAUACAUGCCAGGUUGAACUACAGUGAAACCCUGGUGACCUGGGUGGUCUUCUUACUGAUGUUUGCGCUGCUGUUCAUCGUGACUCACUAGCUGGCUGCCUGUAUUGUCAGGAUUCUCGGACCCUUGGUACUUCACUCUUGCUGGUGACCUCUCAGUCUGAGGAGAGGGGGCCUUCUGAGACCCUUCACAGGCAGUGCAUGCAUGAAAAGCAUGCUUUGCUGCUACUGAAAUGAGCACCAGAACGUGUACAUCAUGGUAUUUUAUUUUUGCUUUUGGUAUAGAACUCAGCAGUUCCCAUUUAAAAAAAAAAUCUAACCAGAGCCCAUCACUGCCAUGAUAGCUGGGGCUUCAGUCUGUCUACUGUGGUGAUUUUUAGACUUCUGGUUGUAUUUCUAUAUUUAUUUUUAAAUAUACUGUGUGGGAUACUUAGUGGUAUAUGUCUCUGAGUUUGGAUUAGUGUUUCUAAAUUGGUAGUUAUUUUGAAUGUCACAAAUGGAUUAAGGAAUCAACGUAUCAAGAGUUCUAUCUUUCUUCCAGUCUAAGUACCAAUGCUAUUGUAAACGUGUAUAGUGCCUACAAAUUGUAUGAAAACCCUUUUAACCACUUUACUCAAGAUGUUUAUCAAAUCUAAUCUCUUAUUCUAAUAAAAAUACUAUCAAGUUAAAGUAAAAA
Rattus norvegicus (Norway rat) is the source of this 4053-nucleotide messenger RNA. It is a transcript of the gene Map2k1, whose product is annotated as mitogen activated protein kinase kinase 1. Gene Ontology annotation, biological process: regulation of Golgi inheritance; regulation of early endosome to late endosome transport; MAPK cascade. Gene Ontology annotation, molecular function: MAP kinase kinase activity; protein serine/threonine kinase activity; MAP kinase scaffold activity. The record is from RefSeq and is a predicted model, not a curated record. Lineage: Eukaryota; Metazoa; Chordata; Mammalia; Rodentia; Muridae. Gene Ontology annotation, cellular component: focal adhesion; plasma membrane; mitochondrion.